AUGGAUAAUACAGAAUAUAAUAUAACCCGAUAUAACCCGAAUAAUUUAAUAGUAGAAAUACACAGGAAUUGUAUAAGUAGAUUACAAUUCAUGUAUUCUUUAAUAAUAAUACCAAUACAGAUAGCGUACUUACUGAUAUAUUCUAAUUUUACAUUCCUGAGCAUAAUAUUCUUAUUACUGGAUAGGGAUAGUGAAGCAUUUGGGUUUUAUACGGUUAAAGUGUGUAUGAUAGUUAUGUGUGCUGAUGUUAUGCUGUUUAGUAUACCCUUAUACGUAUACAGUAUAACCCGUCAUAGAUCUAUACUAUAUAAACAGUCUAUUGAUUGCUUAUUAAAUACACUUACGUAUAUUAUACAGUGUGUGAUAGAAGUGUUAUGUGCCUGUGGUAUUAUUAUAAUAAUGUACUUCUUUAUAUGUACGCGUGUAUGGGUUAAAUGGAUGAAUAUUAUUUUUAUAGUGAUUAAUCUUAUAACUAUGAUUAUAGGGUUGGAUUAUACGGAGAACACUCAGCGUAGGUUGAAUAUAAUAGAAGUGUUUAAUAAGUCAUUAAUCACAGAUGAGGAGUAUCGCUAUGGUAUUACUUAUUAUUUAUACUGCACUGCGUACAUGUCCGCAUCUGUUCUGAUUUUAUUAAAUUAUGAUGUACUCAUACAGAAUGGACUUAUAUACACGGAGAAGUAA
This is a messenger RNA of Nematocida parisii ERTm1, 681 nucleotides long. RefSeq lists its product as uncharacterized. The record is from RefSeq and is a predicted model, not a curated record. The coding region runs from base 1 to 681 and encodes 226 amino acids. The transcript has a single exon. Lineage: Eukaryota; Fungi; Microsporidia.